AUGGCCAACUUGAAAAUGAAAUCAUCGACAUCGUCUUCAGACGAAAACCCACUCAUUGUCGUUCAAUCAUCCAAAGAUAAUAAGGGUACUAGCAAUAGUUUGUCAUCCAUCGGUGAACGAAAAGUAUAUAUUCAUGUGGAAACGAUGCGACAGCGAAAAAUUUGUACCGGAGAUUAUGUGUUGAUUCGUCAGUUUAAAAAUGACGAUAACGAGUUACUUGAUGAUCAAGCUGUUAUAACUUCAACAGUUGGUGUAGCGUGGCCAUCGUUUACAAUACAACCUAAUGAAAUCCAACUAUCGAAAACACAAUGUGAGAAUGCACAUCUUGAAAUAAACGAUUUCGCUCUGGUCUCUCGGAUUGAGAAAUCGGUCGUGGCCGCAGCGAAAAUAGUAUUGGCGCCAGUAGAGGUGCCUGAUUUUCCAAUAAAUCAGAUUUUGCAUAUUUUUAUGAAGGAAACACUCGUAAAUCUAAAGUAUUUGUUGUCUACGAAUCUUGUCCAAGUUCAAUAUCACGGUAAAAUUCGUCAGUUUCAGGUCGUUGAUAUUCAAUCGAAUUUCACGAAUUUUGGAGAAAAUACUAGCAUUUCGUUACCCGAGUCGAUCUAUACGAUAAGCCGCGAUACCAAAGUGACAAUUUUGGUGAAUCCUCGACACGCCACAACAUCGAAAGAUGUUAGCACAAAUUUGAAAUCGAAGGGAGUCGGUUUCAAAUCUAUAGGCGGGCUUUCAAAGGAAAUCCAGAUUGUUCGAGAAAUGGUUGAAUUGCCAUUCACAAAUCCCGAGCUUUUUGAUUACUAUGGUGUUCAGCCUCCCAAAGGUAUUUUAUUGCAUGGACCACCAGGCACAGGCAAAACCUUAAUAGCUCGAGCAGUUGCGGCUGAGACUGGUGCUCAUUUAGUUCUGAUUAACGGUCCGGAAAUUUUCGGCAAAUUUCAUGGUGAGACGGAAACAAAGCUACGGGAAUUAUUUGAGGAAGCAAGAGAAAACUCGCCUUCUAUAAUAUUCAUUGAUGAAAUUGAUGCUUUAUGUACUAGUCGAGAUGAGGCUGACAAUGAAUCGGAAAAACGUAUCGUUGCUACAUUAUUGACGCUCAUGGACGGUAUUUCUAGCAAAAAAUCUGGGAACCAACAAGAUCGAAUUGUCAUUGUUGGCGCAACGAAUCGUCCAAAUUCAUUAGAUCGGGCAUUAAGAAGGCCGGGAAGAUUUGAUAGAGAAAUUGAAAUUGGCAUUCCAAAUGCAGAUUCUCGGGUUGAAAUUUUUCGUACAUUGCUCGAGACAAUACCGAACGAUUUGACGAAUGAAAAUGUGGAGAAAUUGGCUGCUAAAUCUCAUGGAUAUGUGGGUGCGGAUUUGGCGGCUGUUUGUCGCGAAGCUGGGCUGAAAGCUCUAAAACGAAUCAUUAAAUCUGACGGCCAAGUCGAUAUAAAACUUACGAUGCCAGAUAUGGAAUCCGCGAUGAAUGAGAUUCGGCCAAGUGCUAUGCGAGAGAUUAUUCUUGAAGUGCCAAAAGUUUAUUGGAAUGAUAUUGGUGGACAAGAAGAAAUCAAACAAAAAUUUAAAGAAUCGGUUGAAUGGCCAUUAAAGCAUCCUGAAAUGUUUACUCGAUUUUCAAUUCAUCCUCCAAAGGGUAUUUUGCUUUAUGGACCACCAGGAUGUAGUAAGACUUUAAUGGCAAAGGCUUUGGCUACCGAAGCUGGGUUAAAUUUUAUUACGGUUAAAGGACCAGAGUUAUUGAGCAAGUGGGUUGGCGAAUCAGAAAAAGCUAUUAGAGAAGUAUUUCGAAAAGCACGCGCGGCGGCACCUUCUAUUGUUUUCUUCGACGAAAUUGAUGCUUUGACUAUAAAGCGAGGUGGUUCAGGUCAAAUAUCCGUAGCUGAUCGCGUUCUCUCACAAUUGCUGAAUGAGAUGGACGGUAUCGAACCACUUGUUAAUGUGACAAUAGUGGCAGCUACAAAUCGGCCUGAUGUAAUGGAUAAAGCACUAAUUCGACCAGGGAGAUUCGACCGUAUACUGUAUGUAGGUCCACCCGAUUUAUUGUCACGACGCGAAAUAUUUCGAAUUCAGUUGCAAAAGAUGUCUGUUGCUGAGGACUUAGAUGUUGAGGAGUUAGCGGAGAAAACUGAGGGAUGUUCAGGCGCGGAAAUUGUUGCGUUGUGUCAAGAAGCGGGAUUACUCGCAAUGGAAGAAGAUUUGGAGGCCACGGAAAUACAUCAUCGUCAUUUUCUUAAAGCAAUAGAAUCUUGCACUAGACGUAUUUCGUCAGAGAUGCUCGCAUAUUACGAAGAGUUUCGUAGAAAUUCAAAUGUACGGAGUUUGUAA
This is a messenger RNA of Ambispora leptoticha, 2319 nucleotides long. NCBI's taxonomy places the organism in Eukaryota, Fungi, Glomeromycota, Glomeromycetes, Archaeosporales, Ambisporaceae. The record is from the annotation of a GenBank genome assembly.